Chironomus riparius is the source of this 1152-nucleotide messenger RNA. Lineage: Eukaryota; Metazoa; Arthropoda; Insecta; Diptera; Chironomidae. The record is from the annotation of a GenBank genome assembly.
AUGGAAACCAGCUAUCGCCUCAACAACAAAGUCUGUCGAGUCUGCCUCGAAGAAGGAAUUUUUACAUCAAUUUUCAGUGCUGAAUUUGCAGUCUCUCCAUUCAUAAUGCUACAAACACUCGACCUCAAAGUCUAUGAAAGUGAUCCGAAUCUUCCAAUUGGAAUCUGCAAUAACUGCUACUACAGGCUGUCUCUAGCUUACCAUUUCAAGCAACAAUGCGAAAACUCAGACCUUCGACUGAGACAAUAUUUUGGAAUCAGAAUAUUUGAUACAAAAAGAGAUGCAACAACAAAUACGGAUGUUUUUAAGGAUGUCCAUAAGGAGGAUGAUGAACUAAAGCAUAAAGUUAAGACAAAGAGACGAAGUCGAUACAAACCAAAGACAGAAUUGAAGAAAAGAGGACCGAAACCAACUCCAAAAGUUGUUCAUCAAUGUUAUCAGUGCAAUAAGACUUUUAAGUGCUUAGCUCAGCUGCAGAUGCAUUUGAGGACUCAUACGGGCGAAAAGCCAUUUCAAUGUGAUUACUGCAACAGAAGGUUCGCUCAGAAGCACAACUUGAUCAUUCAUGUCAGGAUUCAUACUGGAGACAAACCUUUUGUUUGUGAAAUCUGCUCAAAACAGUUCUCAGCACACGGCAACUUCAUAGCACAUAAGAAGAUCCAUUCUGGAGUUCGAGAUCAUGUCUGUCCUGUGUGCAAUAAGACGUUCAUCACAUCAUCUGACAUGUCAAGACAUUUAUCGACUCAUACUGGGUUGAAGAAUUUUAUUUGUGAUAUUUGUAAUAAGGCAUUUACCAGGAACCGCGACAUGGUCAUGCACAAGCGAAAAAUCCAUCUCAACGAGCGUGCAGCAGUUCCAAACAUCAAAUGUACAGAAUGCAGAAAAGUAUUUCCAACUGGCGAAAGCCUUCAAAUCCACGUAGCCAAAGAGCAUGUCCAUCUACCCCAACAAAUACAAAUUGGAGCACCAGAACUCCCGCCAAAUCUCGAACAGCAUUCAAUUCAUCACAAUCUUCCUGGUCCUCAUCAUCUUCAUCAUCCGCAUCAUCAUCAAGCACUUAUUCAAGCUCCUCUGCUGCCUCCACAUCCUGGAAUGAUGGUUGCAUCGUCAAGUGUUGGUUAUCAUCCACAUCAGCGACUGCAUCCUUAUUAA